Molecule: messenger RNA, 1011 nt
Organism: Cokeromyces recurvatus
Lineage: Eukaryota; Fungi; Mucoromycota; Mucoromycetes; Mucorales; Mucoraceae
Product: glucosamine-6-phosphate isomerase 1
Exons: 5
Coding region: 64-954 (296 amino acids)
Biological process (GO): N-acetylneuraminate catabolic process; carbohydrate metabolic process; N-acetylglucosamine catabolic process
Cellular component (GO): cytoplasm
Molecular function (GO): glucosamine-6-phosphate deaminase activity; identical protein binding
Source: RefSeq, a predicted model, not a curated record
AUUUAUUUUUGUUUAAAUGUUUCUCUUUUUCUUUUUCUUUCUCUUUUACUUUAAACUACAGAAAUGAGAUUAAUUAUUCGUGAAGACUAUGAUGAAGUAUCUGAAUUUGUUGCUAACUAUAUCAAAGAACGUAUAAGACAGUUUGAACCUACUUCAGAACGACCUUUCGUUCUCGGUCUUCCAACAGGAUCAUCACCGAUUGGCGUCUAUAAACGUCUUGUCUCCCUCUGUAAGUCUGGUAAACUCUCUUUUCAAAACGUAGUUACGUUCAAUAUGGACGAGUACGUUGGCCUUCCGAGGGAUCAUCCUGAAUCCUAUCAUUCCUUCAUGUGGGAACAUCUCUUUAUGCAUGUUGAUAUAAAGCCCGAAAAUGUUCAUAUCUUGGACGGUAACGCACCUGACUUGGACGAAGAAUGUAAAAAGUUUGAGACCGAGAUUGCACGUGUGGGUGGCAUUGAAUUAUUUUUGAGUGGUAUCGGUCCAGACGGUCACAUUGCCUUUAAUGAACCCGGUUCAAGUUUGACGAGUAGGACGAGAGUCAAGACGUUAGCUUAUGAAACAAUUAUUGCAAACUCAAGAUUUUUUGAUGGAGAUGUAGCUAAAGUACCCAAGUUAGCAUUAACAGUAGGUGUGGCGACAGUGAUGGAUGCUCGUGAGGUACUUGUGAUAAUUACAGGAGCACACAAGGCUAUUGCAUUGGCUAAAUGUAUUGAAGAAGGAGUAAAUCAUAUGUGGACUGUGUCUGCUAUUCAAAUGCAUCCUAAGGGCUUAAUUGUAUGCGAUGAAGAUGCUACUCUUGAAUUACAUGUCAAGACUGUUAAAUAUUUCAAAUCAAUUGAACAUGUUCAUCAAUCUUUAAUUGGUUCUGAAAAUCUAUCACUUCAAGGUGGUGUUAAACAAUUAAAAAAUAUAAUAUCUUCCACUAAUAAUAGACCUACGACUCCAAUGGAGUAAAAUAAAAUUAUAAAAAUUUAAUAUUGAAGUAGUUUUAUUAUAUAAAAUGGAAAUUGC